Molecule: messenger RNA, 1824 nt
Organism: Neltuma alba
Lineage: Eukaryota; Viridiplantae; Streptophyta; Magnoliopsida; Fabales; Fabaceae
Product: cysteine-rich receptor-like protein kinase 10
Exons: 6
Coding region: 1-1824 (607 amino acids)
Biological process (GO): protein phosphorylation; defense response to bacterium
Cellular component (GO): plasma membrane
Molecular function (GO): protein serine/threonine kinase activity; ATP binding
Source: RefSeq, a predicted model, not a curated record
AUGCCUUUGCUUUACUUCGGUCUGCUCGUUUUCGUUUCUCGCCUUCUUAAUCUCACAGCCCAGCCUGAUUUCCGAGCGUUCUAUUGUUACCUAGGAGGAGGUAACGACACAGACAAAAGUGACUACCUGGCCAACCUCAAGACCCUUCUUUCUGGUUUCACUUCCGACAACACAAACAUUGAAUACGGCUUCAUCAAUUCCUCUUACGGCCAAAACCCUGACACCGUUCACGCAUUUGGAUUCUGCAGAGGCGAUGUGAAACCAGAUUCUUGCCGCAGUUGCCUCCUCAACGCCACAAUCCUUCUCCCACGACUUUGUCCAAAUCAGAAGGAUGCAGUUGGAUACUAUGACGACUGCACGUUUCUAUACUCAUAUCGUUCAAUAUAUGGAAUAUACAACGUCUCUGAUGUGAUAUGCCCUCUGUGGAACCUGGCAAGUUCAACGACACUUACGGAUAACUACGUACAGGUACUAUUGGACAAAGUAAAGAACCAAGCACCAAUCGGGGAUUCUCAUCGUAAGUUUGCAGCAGCAAAUGAUAGUACCGGCGAAUAUAGGAAAGUGUAUGCUUUUGCUCAGUGCAGUCCAGAUCUGCCUGAGGAUUAUUGCAGGUCCUGCUUACAGGAUGUUUCCCAACGAAUCCAACUAUGCUGUGAAGGAAAGAAUGGUGGUAGGGUUCUCCAUCCGAGCUGCUAUAUUAGAUAUGAGAGCUACCUCUUCUAUGAUUACACGGCUGUUUCAGCCCAGCCAUCUCCUCCGCCAUCCAGCCCCGUGACGCCGCCGCCCCAAGUUGGAGAAGAAGGUUUUAAUCUGAGGUCCUUGCAAUUUAGCUUAGCUACAAUUGAAGCUGCAACAAAUAAGUUUUCUGAAGAGAACAAAAUAGGAAAAGGAGGAUUUGGAGAAGUUUACAAGGGCACUCUUCCUGAUGGACGAGAAGUUGCUGUCAAGAGACUCUCUAGAAGUUCAAUGCAAGGAACAUUAGAAUUCAAGAAUGAAAUUUUGCUUAUAGCCAAGCUCCAGCAUAGAAAUUUGGUGACGUUAUUGGGAUUUUGCUUGGAAAAACAAGAAAAAAUUCUUAUUUAUGAAUACGUACCUAACAAAAGCAUUGAUUUCUUCUUAUUUGAUUCGGACAAGCAAAGAUUAUUCAAUUGGUUUGAGCGGUUCAAGAUCAUUGGGGGAAUAGCACAAGGACUUUGUUAUCUACAUGAACAUUCACGCCUUAAAGUCAUCCAUCGUGACCUCAAACCAAGCAAUGUUUUACUAGAUAAUAAGAUGAAUGCAAAAAUAUUAGAUUUUGGUAUGGCAAGAAUGAUUUCUAUAGAUGAAGACCAAGGAAACACAAAUAGAAUUGUCGGAACACAUGGUUAUAUGGCUCCUGAAUAUUUAAUACAUGGACAAUUUUCUGAAAAGUCGGAUGUAUUUAGUUUUGGAGUCAUAGUUUUAGAAGUGCUUAGUGGGAAGAGAAAUGCCAGAUCCUAUGAAUCAUACCUCUUAACAAAUGUCUGGAAGCAGUGGAAUGAGGGAAAAUCAUUACAAAUAUUGGACCCUUUUCUGAUGGAAUCAUGUUCUCAAACUGAAGCAACAAAAUGUGUGCAAAUUGGGCUAUUGUGCGUUCAACAAAAUCCAGAAGAUAGGCCAACAAUGGCUCAGAUUGUUUCAUAUCUCAGCAAUCUUUCCGUUGACUUACCAUCUCCAAGAGAACCUGCAUUCUUCAUGCAUUCCAAUCCAACUAUAGUCGCAGAAUUGAGUUUGGAUCAAACUCUCCAGAGUUCAACUUCCAAGUCAGCUGUUUCAAAUGACUCGUCUCAGUUCUUGCCUCGAUGA